AUGUGGAAGCUGAGCCGGAGCCGGGUGCUUCUGGACGAGCCCCCGGAGGAGGAGGACGGCCUGCGGGGGGGGCCGCCGCCCACCGUCCCCGCCCCGGCGCAGGUUCAGGGAGCAAGUUUCCGAGGGUGGAAAGAAGUGACUUCUCUGUUCAAUAAAGACGACCAGCAGCGGCUCCUGGAAAGACGCGAGUCUCCCAAGUCCAAAGGAACAAACAUACGAUUAAAGGAAGAAUUGAAGACAGAGAAGAAAUCUGGAUUUUGGGACAAUUUGGUUUUAAAACAGAACAUACAGUCUAAGAAACCAGAUGAGAUUGAAGGUUGGGAGCCUCCAAAACUUGCUCUUGAAGACAUGUCGGCUGACUUGGAGGACGCCUCGGGCGGCCCCUCGUCUCGGCCGGGCUGGGAGGAGGGCGCCAAGGGCUCGGCCAAGUACACCAGCCUGGCUGACGCGGCCGCCAGCUCCCGGUGGAGCCUCCGGUCAGCCGGCAGGCUGGUGAGCAUCCGCCGGCAGAGCAGAGGGCGGCUGACGGACAGCCGGGAGGAGGCAGAGUGA
Molecule: messenger RNA, 552 nt
Organism: Propithecus coquereli (Coquerel's sifaka)
Lineage: Eukaryota; Metazoa; Chordata; Mammalia; Primates; Indriidae
Gene: TDRP
Product: testis development related protein
Exons: 3
Coding region: 1-552 (183 amino acids)
Biological process (GO): spermatogenesis
Cellular component (GO): cytosol; nucleus
Source: RefSeq, a predicted model, not a curated record